AUCUGCCCACGGUCACACUUGCAUUUUAGCUGGAAAAAAAGCUGCAGGAAAAAAUUGGCAAUAAAGAGCAGGAGCAGCCGUAGCAAUGGACCAGGCCGAAGUGGGCAGUGCGUGCCUAGCAGCGCCCAAGCGCCGCUUCCCGGCCACCGCGGGAUGUGGGCGGGAGUCGGCCGCCACGCCCCCGCAGCCUCCGCUGCCGCAAAUUUCGGCCGAGGAGGAGCCGCAGAUGAAACAGCGCAAAAGGGAGGAGGAGGUGGAGGAGGAGGAGCAACUGGACGGCGUCCAGGAUUCAGGGCGCAACCUGCUCGACUUCUGCGACGAGCUGCUCAUCGAGAUCUUCCAGUACCUGGACACAUUUUCCAUCAUGGCGGUGAUGCACUGCUCGCCUCGUUUGGAGAGUCUUCUCUUGGACCACCGCUUCUAUCACAGCAUAGAUCUCAGCAACGGACCGCUGCCCAUGGGCAUUCUCGAGGAGAUUCUCGGUAGAGCCACCGAAAGAACGCACACCAUCAAAAUCUGCGGACCGCCAUCCUCUCAACAUGUAGCCGGCGAAGGCCGCCAGUUUACCCAGACCCUGAGCUCGGUCUUUCCCAAGGUAGCCACCACACUAAAGGUGCUGGAGAUGCAGGGCGUCAGCCUGGACUUCGAAUAUAUACACAUUUCCGAGUUUCCCUCCUCGCUGAAGCGUCUCAAGCUGAACGAUUGUAGCGUCAAGGUGGGCAACAUGGCCAAGAGCAUAUUCCACUCCAUAGAAGUGCAUCUGGUGGACCUAGAGGAUCUCAGCAUCGAGGACAACACCUGGUUCGAGCCCUACUACAUCAUGGGCCUGUCGAAGCUGCCUUCCCUGCGACGUCUCAGUCUCAAGGGCUGCCAGAUGCUCUGCAAGUUUGUGCCCUACGGCAGCAUGGCGGCUCGCUUUGGUUUCCAAAAACUAGAGUCGCUAGACCUACGUUUGACGCCCAUCAACAACCCAGAUCUGCAGUGCUUCAGCGCCAUCGAGAACCUCAAGGAGCUGCUGCUGGAGUCGCCGCCAAACCCGCCCGCCGAACAGACCGCCGCCGAGAAAACCAACAACGGCAGCGCCACCGACGAGGCAGUCUCCCCGAAGCCGGAUUCUGUGAAGGUCCUCAACGACGACGAGCCAUCCACAUCACGCGCCGCCAUGGAGCACCUGCGAGCAUGCAUGCAGGGCAAGGAGGAGGGCAGCGAUAUGUUCAACUCGGACAACUGCAACGAAAGAAAGGAGGAGGAGCCGGCGCCGGUGGAGCAACCUUCGAAUAGCCAAGAACUGGAGGGGAAAAGAAUUCGGGGUCCCUCGGAAUCCGAGGAUGAGGACACCUCCUCCACAUCGGGCACUUCAGCUUCCUCUUCUGACAAGUCAGACGUAGCAUCACCACCCAGAAAUGGCCAUAAUGGCGGUCCACCUGUUCGCUCACCUGUGUUGGUGAUUUCGUUGCCAAGCGUGGUGGCCGAACUUCCACCACGUCCGCCGGCAGCGGAUGCGGACAACGCCGAGGCUCCCGGCCAGGAACCCCGAGCGGAAGCGAGACCCACGCCACGGGCCUACAUCUAUGUGCCCGAAGUGAACGAGAACCGCGAGCGACAGCAGCGGAAUAUGAUGGCCAUAAUUGAGCAGUCGGCGGAGCAGUUUCGCCACCUACGCGGAAAUAAUCCCGCCUUCAGUCGUUUCCUACCGCGACACGAUCAGGUGAUCUACAUGAAUCCCACCAUGAAUGUCCUGUGCUCCAAUCGCCGCCAUCGUUCGCAUCAGCGUCCCAACUACGAGCAGGUGGUGCAGCAUCCGAUGUUUUGGAAUAUGCUCGAUCCACUCGAUCGGGAUCACAAUCGACGACUGCGCCACCGGCCGACAAUUGCAUCACCGACAUCACCUCAAUACUACGUAACCGAUCGGGCGAUGUACAGCUUUGGCAGAGCUCCGAGACCCGUCCAACCGGACGUCGUAUGGAUUCGAAACGUCAACCGCUCGCCGGACAACCGAUUGGAGCGGCUGUCGUUGCGCAACUACCACCUCAUCACAAACAACACGCUGGAGCAUCUGGUCCAGUGUUCCCCCAAUCUGGUCUACAUCGAUGUGAGCGGCACCAGCAUAUCGCUCGAGGGAUUGCGGCGCUUCAAGAGCAGCAAGCCCGAGUGCGAAGUGGUGGCCAAUCACUUGGAGGUGACCACCGAGCCACAGCAGGAAGAGGAGGAGGACGAUGUGUUGGUGGUGCAGCCCAGCGUGGAGAAUCCACAGCAUGACCAGCAGCCACCAAAAUCGCCACCACCACCACCUACAUCUCAGGAACUGGCGGCCCCAUAGAAGAUUAUCCUUUAACUGUACCUAUUCUUUGUAUCAUGUUGUACUGUAAACAUUUUUAUUGUCGAAAUAGGCCGUGCUGGAUUAUGAUUUUUAGCAAGACGACGAUGACGACGACGACAUGGCCAAGCCGAUGAACCCACAACGCUGGCUACAAGCGAGUGCUGUAGCUCAGCCCACACUAGUAUUACGUUCCAAACUAAUCAAGCCCUUGUACUAUACGCCAGGCUCAAUGCAUUGUAUAAACCCAAGAAUCCCAAGACCCCUCAAAAAAACCAAUUCCUCUAGUUAGGCAUUAAAGAACGCGCGAUCACUUUGGUAUAUGUA
Messenger RNA from Drosophila takahashii, 2644 nucleotides. RefSeq lists its product as uncharacterized. Gene Ontology annotation, molecular function: protein binding. NCBI's taxonomy places the organism in Eukaryota, Metazoa, Arthropoda, Insecta, Diptera, Drosophilidae. The record is from RefSeq and is a predicted model, not a curated record.